Messenger RNA from Phodopus roborovskii (desert hamster), 1623 nucleotides. RefSeq names its product reticulon 4 receptor like 2 (gene Rtn4rl2). The record is from RefSeq and is a predicted model, not a curated record. Gene Ontology annotation, molecular function: protein binding. The transcript is spliced from 3 exons. Lineage: Eukaryota; Metazoa; Chordata; Mammalia; Rodentia; Cricetidae. Gene Ontology annotation, cellular component: plasma membrane. The coding region runs from base 268 to 1530 and encodes 420 amino acids.
UAGGAGGAGCGGACACCAGUGUCCAGGGCCAACCUAGCCCUCUCUACCCAGUCGUGCCCCGCCCCGUCCCGUCGGGGCCGAUGGCUCCUUCCGAGGCACGCAGUCCGGGGGGCGCAGGGUAGAGCUCCACAGACCCGCCACAUAGCCGGGGGACUCCUCGGGUCCUUCCGGAGCCCCGCGGAGUCCCCGCCGUCUGUCCGGCGGGCUAAGGGAGCGAGUGGGAGAGCCCUCCCCCCUGCCGCCCCCUCCCCCGAGCGUCGAGACAAGAUGCUGCCCGGGCUCCGGCGCCUGCUGCAAGGUCCUGCCUCAGCCUGCCUGCUGCUGACACUCCUGGCCCUCCCUCCUGUGACUCCCAGCUGCCCCAUGCUCUGCACCUGCUACUCAUCCCCACCCACCGUGAGCUGCCAGGCCAACAACUUCUCUUCAGUGCCACUGUCCCUGCCACCCAGCACACAGCGACUCUUCUUGCAGAACAACCUCAUUCGCUCCCUGCGGCCAGGCACCUUUGGUCCCAAUCUACUCACCCUGUGGCUCUUCUCCAACAACCUCUCCACCAUCUACCCUGGCACCUUCCGCCAUCUGCAGGCCCUAGAGGAACUGGACCUGGGUGACAAUCGGCACCUUCGCUCUCUGGAGCCUGAUACCUUUCAGGGCCUGGAGCGGCUGCAGUCACUACAUCUGUACCGCUGCCAGCUCAGCAGCCUACCUGGCAACAUUUUUCGGGGCCUGGUCAGCCUACAGUACCUCUACCUCCAGGAGAACAGCCUGCUCCACCUACAGGAUGACUUGUUCGCGGACUUGGCCAACCUGAGCCACCUCUUCCUCCACGGGAACCGCCUGCGGCUGCUCACGGAGCACGUGUUCCGCGGCCUGGGCAGCCUGGACCGGCUGCUGCUGCACGGGAACCGGCUGCAGGGCGUGCACCGCGCGGCCUUCCACGGCCUCAGCCGCCUCACCAUCCUCUAUUUGUUCAACAACAGCCUGGCCUCGCUGCCGGGAGAGGCGCUGGCCGACCUGCCGGCGCUCGAGUUCCUGCGGCUCAACGCCAACCCCUGGGCGUGCGACUGCCGCGCUCGGCCGCUCUGGGCCUGGUUCCAGCGCGCGCGGGUGUCCAGCUCCGACGUGACCUGCGCCACCCCGCCCGAGCGCCAGGGCCGGGACCUGCGCGCGCUGCGCGAGGCCGAUUUCCAGGCGUGCCCGCCGCCCACGCCCACGAAGCCGGGCAGCCGCGCGCGCGGCAACAGCUCUUCCAACCACCUGUACGGCGUGGCCGAGGCGGGCGCGCCCCCCGCAGACCCGUCCACGCUCUACCGAGACCUGCCCGCCGAGGACUCCAGGGGGCGUCAGGGCGGGGACGCGCCCACCGAGGACGACUACUGGGGCGGCUACGGCGGCGAGGACCAGCGGGGCGAGCAGACGUGCCCCGGGGCCGCGUGCCAGGCGCCCGCAGACUCGCGUGCCCCCGCGCUCUCGGCCGGGCAGCGCACCCUGCUGCUCUGCCUCUUGCUCCUGGCGCCCCAUCACCUCUGACUGCGGUGCUCAGACGGAAGAGGCCACGGCCUUUGGCCUGCCCCCCUUCUCUGCCCCACCGAGCUGCGGCUCCAUCCUCCUCGUCCCUUGUUU